UUCCAAGUCCAGUCCACCAAAUGUUACGGCUUUGAAUUUGAUCCCCAAAAAAGUGUCUUUCUCUGUUUUCUUGUCGUCUUGAUGUUGUGUAUUACCAUUAUAUAAGAAUCAGAAUCAUUCUGUCGCAUCUUUUUCUUCCUCCUUCUCUAUCGUAUAAAACUGGUUAGAGUGAGAUUACUAUAUUAUAAUCCAAUAAAAUUAAACAUAAAAAUAAAAAAUUUUCAAGCUUUCUCAUCAGAAUUUUCACCAUGACUUCGGUCCACACUAUGAACGGUGAUGAGCAGCUAACCACCGCUCAUAACAAUUUAUCUGUCCAAGAUCAGAGGGAAAUGCAAAGUGAAGAGGAGGUUAAUCAUGGUGGGGUCUGUGCGAUAUGCUUGGAUAAGAUAUUGCUGCCGGAAAUAGCAUUUGUUAAAGGUUGCGAGCAUGCUUACUGUGUGACGUGUAUUCUUCGAUGGGCCACAUAUAGUCAGAAUCCAACAUGUCCACAGUGUAAAAACCCAUUUGAGUUCCUCAACAUCCAUCGAUCACUUGAUGGCAGCAUCCAGGAUUACAUGUUUGAGGAGAGUGUUUGCUUACUUCUAAGGGCUACAUGGUUUAAGCCUUUAAUUGUGGAGGAUCACAAAGAUGUGUAUGAUGAUCUUGAUGUAUAUGAUUAUUUAGAGGACUACUGUGAAUAUGAUGAUUUGGAUGAAGUCGAUGAUUUAGAUGAAGCCUAUUUGAAUAACUCAUCGAGUCUUCGCAUUGGUAAUCGAAGAUGGGGAUAUAAUGGAUACAUUAGUGCUGGGCGCCAAGAAGCAAGACCAGUCUACCGGUCAAAUUUUCAGGACUCAGGUGCUGGUUCAUCCCAACAACCUAAGGAAAAGGAGGCUGCAAAAGACAGCACUGGACGACGAGCAAAGAGGGCACUUAAGCGUGAAGCUGCUGACAAAGCAGCUGCAGCCAAACAUCAGUUACAUUUGGCAAGAUUGGGUAGGAAGUAAUUCCAUUUCUCUAAGCACAUCAAACAUCAAACAUCAGACCUUCAACUUGAACCCUGAGUACAGUGUUUCUUUUCUAACUUUGUUAAAUGGUGUACCAUAAAAUAAUACUGACAUUUGCAGUUGUUAAAUAAUGUCGUUUAUUAGGCAACAUUUAUCAAGCUGGUGGAAAUACUGUCAAAUCCAUCAAGUUUUAGAUUUCUAAUUUUUGAUUUCUUUGUACUCAAAAUUGUUGCCAUUCUUUUUCUCGGACAUACUUGAUUUGGCAUUGUGAAGCGCCGAUAUUCAUCAGCCAAUCUUGUAUCAAUUUGGUGGUUGUAUCAUGUUAUACUCCUUUCAACUUCUUUA
This is a messenger RNA of Ziziphus jujuba (common jujube), 1328 nucleotides long. RefSeq lists its product as uncharacterized. Lineage: Eukaryota; Viridiplantae; Streptophyta; Magnoliopsida; Rosales; Rhamnaceae. The transcript has 4 exons. Bases 249 to 983 code for a protein of 244 amino acids. The record is from RefSeq and is a predicted model, not a curated record.